AGAACAAAGACCAGAAGUGAAGAAGAAGCCGACCAAGAAAAUAGAUCGAUAAAGAAAUGCCCUUGCGUCCCAAGCUUUCCUUCACUUUUCCAUUUCGUUUCUUUUGGAGUUUGUGUUCACCUUCAUAGACGCAAUAUUACAAACACUUGAUAGCUAUAAAACCAAGGUGGGAGCUUCACAUACGCUUCUCUAUCAAUCAAUCUAUCAAAAUUUUAGCCCUUCAAGAAAGAGAAAGAUGAAGAGAGAGGGUCGCCAGCAUGGGAUGGUUAGACUCCAUAUCGCCGGAAUUCCAUUUGUUUACGGCCCAAUACGCAGCGCCAAGGUCUUCACACAGUUCGAGUCCCCUGUCACUGCCGGAAACUUUAUGAAGGUUUCCUCGAAACCCACAAAUCACUCCAAGUUCACGGGAAAGUGCGGUCGAUCAAGAUGCAACGGUUGCCAUAGCCACCCUGUUUCCAAGUCCAAAGACAAGGCCAAGGGUACCCACAAGGAAAAAGCAUUCGGUGGUCGCAACGGUGGGUGUUUGAAUUAUGCCGGAUUGUCGGCGACGGCAUUCUUGGGUCAGUUGGCUACUCGUGAUGCUCAAGAUUACGAUGACUACGACGAGGAGGAGCCGGAGGAGGAGAAGCAGAUGGAGAUGGGAUACGGCGAUGAUGUUUACUACCAGAACGACUACUGCAGCAAUGACAAUGUUGAAGACAUUGCUGCGCCUGCACUAACCGCCGGAGGAAUUGAAGAAAUCGUUCAUGAACCAGAAGAAGAACAAGAAGAUGAAGAUGAAAAUGAUGAUGGUGAUGAUGAUGAUGAUACGAUGAGCGUCAUGAGCUUCCUCGAAGUUGGAUUUGUGAUGGAACUGGAAGAAGAAGGAUGGUUUGUAGUGGAAGAGAUGUAAAGGUAAUAUCAUGGAAUUCAAUUCUUGGGUUCUUGAUAUUAUGGAAUUCAAUUCUUGGGUUGUUCCAUCGCCAUCUUCUGGUUUACUACUGCUCGCUUCGUGCUUCUUCUUUGUUAAUAAAUGUAAAUUGGGAAUUAAUGAUCCAUAGAUAUAAAUUUGACACUGUUCUUCUCUGUUCGUUCGUAAAUGAAAUGGAAAAUGAUCGAAAUGAUCGAAA
Macadamia integrifolia is the source of this 1109-nucleotide messenger RNA. RefSeq lists its product as uncharacterized. Bases 236 to 892 code for a protein of 218 amino acids. The record is from RefSeq and is a predicted model, not a curated record. NCBI's taxonomy places the organism in Eukaryota, Viridiplantae, Streptophyta, Magnoliopsida, Proteales, Proteaceae. The transcript has a single exon.